Messenger RNA from Myiozetetes cayanensis, 1386 nucleotides. It is a transcript of the gene SFTPD, whose product is annotated as surfactant protein D. Bases 775 to 1377 code for a protein of 200 amino acids. Lineage: Eukaryota; Metazoa; Chordata; Aves; Passeriformes; Tyrannidae. The record is from RefSeq and is a predicted model, not a curated record. The transcript is spliced from 3 exons.
UUUUAAGUAUGUUUGCCUCUUGAAGAAAAUCAUAUGCAAAUUCACAUCAUAUGACAUGUUCUUUGUAUUUCCUGUAAGUAAGAAGAUGAAUCUCAAGUUACAUGCUCUAUAAAUUAGACCAUUUAAUAAGCCUUUCUUAAUUCAUAUUGGAGCUGCUAGGUAAGUUGAACAUCUUUUAAUAGAUUUUUGCUUAAAUUACAUUGAAUCUAUUAAUCUAUUACAAAUUUUUCCAUUUCUGAUUUAUGUCUCAACAUUUUUAUUAUCACUUUCACCUAUUUUUAUAGACCAUGCCACUUGCUGUGAAGAUAUGUUAAAAAUGGAUGCUGCAAUGGAAGAAUGAGCAUUAACAAUUGUUUUGUUCUUAAACCAAUCAAUAAAGACAGCUUGACCCAGUUUGUCCUAAACCAGCCUUCUCUUGCUAAAGCAACCAUGUGUCUAUUGCUCUCCUGUAAAAUUAAAAUUGAAACUAUAGCUUUUUCCAUGGGGCUAAAUGGUAUAUAAUGGUAUCUGUUGUUUUGGGUUUUUGCUCUGCGGACUUUUGUAGUAUAGCCGACUGUCUUUUGGAAAAAUAUUUUAAUGGUUUGAAACAAGCUAACUGCUAACUUUGUAACUACAUUAAUGGCAUUCAUGUCACUGUGAGCAAAGCUUAACACAGAAAACUUCACACCCAGACAGCAAAAUUCUGAAACAUCUUUCCUUUUUUUUUUUUUUUUUUUUUUUAAUGCAGGACUCUACACUGGAGAGAAAACCUGUCUGUUUUACCUUUGGCUUUAAAUGAUGCUGUCUCCACAGUUGUUCCACAAAAUCUUAGGAGUAGCUUUUUUCCUGCUCCCCUUAUGUGCUCAAGGUAAACCUGCAGGAUUUUUUUCAAAUAUUCUCAAGUAUUUGACUGAAGAUGGAAGGGAUGAAGGAUUUAUACCAGCUUUCAUACCAGUGGCUGACAAUGAAAUGGGAGACAUUAAUCAUCGAUUGGAACGUCGUAUUUCCAGACUGGAAGGAGUCCUUCGCUUGGAAAAGAGGAUAACAGAAUCUGGAGGAAAAAUAUUUGCUACUAACGGGAAAAAAGCUGAUUUCAAUACUACACUGCAAAAAUGCAAAGAGGCUGGAGGGUCUAUUGCUGCUCCGAGGAACCCAGGCGAGAAUGAUGCCAUUCAGUACUUUGUGAAAACUUUUAAUACCUACGCCUAUCUAGGGGUAAAGGAAUCUCUUAUUCCAGGCAAAUUCCAGUUCCUGGAUGGUACAGAGCUAGGCUAUACUAACUGGCAUUUAAAUGAACCUUCUGGCAAAGGGGAAGAGGGAUGUGUGGAGAUGUACACUGAUGGCACUUGGAACGACAAAAGGUGCAAUCAGAAUCGCCUUAUUGUCUGCCAGUUUUAGUGCUUCCCU